AUUCUCUCGAAUAACAUAACCUUCCAGUACUUACGAGCUGUCACUUGCUAAGCCUCUCAAAAAUGAGCUUCGCAAUUUCACUCAGCUGAUACUUUAACCGAACACCAAAGCUCCUGCCAUGGAGUUCGUGGACUUUAUAACAACUCCAAAAGUGGAUGGAGUGAUCUUAACUGAGAGAACCAAUGAGAAAAUAGCCCGCCUGGAAGGUACUCUCUGCUUGAGUAGUCACCACCUGCUGUUGUCCUCUCGCCAGGAUCAUCGCAAAGAGCUGUGGCUGCUCUACAGGAAUAUCGACCAGGUGGAGAAAAAAGCCAACAAUCAGAGUCCAGGAGGUUGUAUGCUCCUCAAAUGCAAGGACUUUCGGAUUCUCCAGCUGGAUAUAUCCUCCAGCGAGGAUCUGAUGAACGUGUCAGCGUCCCUGGAGAAGUUGUCCACCUUGGAACAGAUAUAUCAGUACCCAUUUUUCUACAGGCCCCAGUUGUCAGAUGCCAAUAAACAGGGUGAUGACGGUUGGUCGUGCUUUACCCCAGUCGCUGAAUGGUCGAAAUUGUUGGCAUCUCAUGGUGAUGAGUGGAGGAUAAGCUAUCUCAAUCGUGACUACAAAGUCUGCAACUCUUAUCCGUCAGCAAUAAUCGUUCCCCGGCUAAUCGAUGACAACGUCAUCAUGUCCUCAGCUGCCUUCAGAGAUGGUGGACGAUUUCCUAUUCUUUGUUACAGGCACGAAGGUGGCAGUAUAUUGUUCAGGGGGGGGCAACCGUUGUGUGGAGCCAGUGGGAAGCGCUGCAGGGAGGACGAGAAACUCCUGAAUAGUGUUCUCGGAGCUGGAAGACGAGGCUACAUUGUGGACACUAGAUCCACCAAUCAGGCGCAAACGGCGAGGGCUCGUGGAGGUGGCACUGAGAUCGACUCAGCUUAUCCUCAGUGGAGGAAGGUCUACAAAAGUGUUCCGAGGCUAGGAGAGCUCGCAGAGAGCCUGGGGAAAUUGAUAGAGAGUUGUAAUGAUGUGUCUUGUUCUAGUGGACAGUGGCUCUCCCGGUUGGAGAACUCGGGAUGGCUUACAGCUGUUCAGGGGGCUAUGAAUGCUGCUUGUGUUGUUGCUCAGUGCUUGGAGCAGGAAUUAGCUGCGGUUCUUGUACACGGAUCAAGUGGUAGAGACUCAACCCUGGUGGUGACCAGUCUUGCGCAGAUGAUUCUCAACCCAGCAUCCCGAACAAUUCGCGGUCUCCAAUCGCUCCUAGAACGUGAGUGGCUGCAGGCAGGUCAUCCAUUCUUUACUCGCACCCGUCACUGUGCCUACUUCUCCUCCCAGUCCCAUAGCCCCCCUCACUCUCCCACUUUCCUCCUCUUCCUGGACUGUCUCUUCCAGCUCCACCACCAGUUUCAGUAUAGCUUCGAGUACACCACUGACCUCCUCAUGGAGCUCUUCAAGCACGCCUAUUGCUCGGAGUACGGUACCUUCCUAGGAGACUCCGAGGCCGAGAGGAUAUCUCUCAGACUCGCCGAAAAAACCCACAGUCUCUGGCCUCACAUCAAUAGAUCCGAAAUCCUCGAUAAGUGGACGAAUCCUCUGUACGAGCCCAAUGCGAGUGUCAUAUGGCCUAGCAUAGCACCAAUCAGUAUUCGUCUCUGGAAAGAACUCUACCUGCGACACACAUCUGUAGCCCCCUGGGACGAUUUUAUUCCAUGUGCCAGACAGUUGAAGCACAAUUAUUCCUCUGUUAAGAAAUUCGCCGGACAACUGCGUAAUCAGGUGCGCCGGGCUCUUGAUGAGGUUGAAACACAUCGGGACAGCACAUCCUGCAUCAAAGACGAUGAGCAGACGCAAUCGUUGUGCUUGGGAAAGUUGAAUCUGGAGACGCAAUCUGCAUAAUGACGACUGACAAAAAUGUUUAAGAAGUGAAAUGAGCGCGACUCAGCUCGGAAAAUGCCACUUUAGUCUUUGGAGUGAAGAAGAUGACGAAAUUUUUGUGAGGUACUUCUUUCUAGGGUAGGGUAGGGUAGGGUGCAUUCUCCAGGAAAAAUGUGGUGCAACAUUUUGCGUGAACGCCCUCGUUUAAGAGAUAUGGCGUUAUUGAAGACAAAUAUUGUUGACAAACGUCAGAUAAUUUAUCAGUCACUGGUCAACUAUUUUCACUUGAUACAGAUUUAGAGAUUGAGAGGAAGACAUUGUGAAUUAGGUGAGAAGGUCUAGAGUCGUUUAUUACAAUUUCAAAUACGAAGUUAGUAUGUACAUACAUAUGAAGUAAUCUUUGAUUCACGUAGGUUCAUACCGAGGAAUGUCAAUAUAGUGUAUAAAUUAUUUAUUUUAGUUUCAUUUAGGUAUAAAUUACAGUAUUGCUGUCUAAAUUUUCACAAGUAGUUUCGUAAUCUGGUGUAAUGAUGGAAAAACUUCAGGAGAGAUCUGCAUUCCAUAUUUUCCAAUAAUACAUCACAAAAUUUCAUUAAAAAAUAAAGUUUAAGAAAGACA
Molecule: messenger RNA, 2467 nt
Organism: Diachasmimorpha longicaudata
Lineage: Eukaryota; Metazoa; Arthropoda; Insecta; Hymenoptera; Braconidae
Product: myotubularin-related protein 9
Exons: 2
Coding region: 119-1870 (583 amino acids)
Biological process (GO): negative regulation of autophagy; phosphatidylinositol dephosphorylation
Cellular component (GO): membrane; cytoplasm
Molecular function (GO): phosphatidylinositol-3-phosphate phosphatase activity
Source: RefSeq, a predicted model, not a curated record